This is a messenger RNA of Penicillium paradoxum, 282 nucleotides long. RefSeq lists its product as uncharacterized. The transcript is spliced from 4 exons. NCBI's taxonomy places the organism in Eukaryota, Fungi, Ascomycota, Eurotiomycetes, Eurotiales, Aspergillaceae. The coding region runs from base 1 to 282 and encodes 93 amino acids. The record is from RefSeq and is a predicted model, not a curated record.
AUGCCUAAAAACAAUAAGGAGAUAGAGGAUCAGCUUCUCAAAGCUCUCGAGUCUCUCUCUAAGCAGUCCAAACCUAAUAUCGCGAAAACUACGCGAGAAUUCGCGGAGGAAAGUCGCUUUUUUAACGAUAACCUAAUGGUCGGAAGCUUAAUCCUAUAUAGGAUAACUACUAGCUAUAACGCUUCUUUAAACGCAAUCCUAAGUACUAUAUACGACGACGGCGAGCUCUUAAUAUUAAGCGAGCUACUACACUUAACAAAACUAUAUCGAGAACACCCUUAA